CGCCUCAGCCUCUUUGGAGCAAAGAGAGAGAGAGAGCAUGCAGCGUAUCUCUACCGCCGUGCGUCAGGCCAUCGUCGCCAGGGCGUCCCUGCCCGUGUCCCAGCUCGCCGCGCCCGCGAUCGCGAUCCCCGCCGCCUGGAGGUUCAUGGGCGCGAGCGCGGGCCUGGACAAGGGUGAGGUCACCGACCGCGUCAUCAACGUCGUCAAGAACUUCAACAAGGUCGACCCCGCCAAGGUGUCCCCCACGUCCUCGUUCUCCGCCGAUCUCGGCCUCGACAGCCUCGACACCGUGGAGGUUGUCAUGGCGAUGGAGGAGGAGUUUGCGGUUGAGAUCCCGGAUGCGGACGCGGACAAGAUCACGUCGGUGUCCGAGGCCGUGGAGUACCUGGCGAACAACGCCAACGCUAAAUGAGGCGACUUAGUUAUCAUCUUGUAAGAAGUUUGUGUAUCUCCGCGUAAGU
Molecule: messenger RNA, 461 nt
Organism: Micromonas commoda
Lineage: Eukaryota; Viridiplantae; Chlorophyta; Mamiellophyceae; Mamiellales; Mamiellaceae
Product: acyl carrier protein 1
Exons: 3
Coding region: 38-412 (124 amino acids)
Biological process (GO): fatty acid biosynthetic process
Cellular component (GO): mitochondrion
Molecular function (GO): acyl binding; acyl carrier activity
Source: RefSeq, a predicted model, not a curated record